Manihot esculenta (cassava) is the source of this 1801-nucleotide messenger RNA. RefSeq names its product xylose isomerase. Gene Ontology annotation, molecular function: xylose isomerase activity. The coding region runs from base 180 to 1613 and encodes 477 amino acids. The transcript is spliced from 21 exons. Gene Ontology annotation, biological process: carbohydrate metabolic process. The record is from RefSeq and is a predicted model, not a curated record. Lineage: Eukaryota; Viridiplantae; Streptophyta; Magnoliopsida; Malpighiales; Euphorbiaceae.
UUUUUUUUUUUUUUUUUUUGACGUUAUCCGUUUACAAAAUUACAGAUUUUGUUCUUCAUAAAGAUUGCAACCUCAGCUCCAUAUUACUCUUUAGAAACAUACUACCAGUUAGCAUCUAGUUUAAUCCAGAGUCUUCCCAGAUAAAUCAUAUUUUGAUUGAUUUGCAAAAGAAUUGCAAAAUGAAGGGUGGGAAGGUCUUGCUGCUUCUCCUUUUCUUGAAUAUAAUCGCUUCUGGAGUGAUUGCUGGUAGUCCCCCAACAUGCCCCGCUGAUCAUAGCAGUGGAUGCGAUGAUUCAGAUGAAUGGAAAGGGGAAUUUUUCCCUGGCAUUCCAAAAAUUAAGUAUGAGGGUCCUUCUAGUAAAAAUCCACUUGCAUUCAAAUGGUACAAAGCAGAAAAAACUAUUCUUGGGAAGAAAAUGAAGGAAUGGAUGAGGUUCAGUGUUGCAUUUUGGCAUACAUUUCGUGGGACAGGAGGCGACCCAUUUGGUGCACCAACUAAAUAUUGGCCCUGGGAGGAUGGUACCAAUUCACUGGCCAUGGCCAAAAGGAGAAUGAGAGCCAAUUUUGAGUUCCUUGAGAAGCUUGGAGUUGAUAUGUGGUGUUUCCACGAUAGAGAUAUUGCACCAGAAGGCAAAACCCUGGAGGAAAGCAAUGCAAACUUGGAUGAAAUCGUGGCCCUUGCUAAAGAACUUCAGGGAACCAAGAUCCAUCCUUUGUGGGGUACAGCUCAGUUGUUUGUCCAUCCUCGAUUUAUGCAUGGUGCUGCUACUAGUUCUGAAGUAGGUGUAUAUGCAUAUGCUGCAGCUCAAGUUAAGAAAGCAAUGGAGGUCACACAUUACUUAGGUGGAGAAAAUUAUGUCUUCUGGGGUGGUCGUGAGGGGUACCAGAGUCUCUUGAACACAAAUAUGGAAAGGGAGCUUAAUCAUUUGGCAAGGUUUAUGGAAGCAGCUGUUGCUUACAAGAAGAAGAUUGGAUUCAAAGGGACUCUGCUGAUUGAGCCUAAGCCCCAGGAACCUACCAAACACCAGUAUGAUUGGGAUGCCGCAACAGCAGCUAAUUUCCUCCGAAAAUACGGACUUCAAGGAGAAUUCAAGCUCAACAUUGAGUGCAACCAUGCCACUCUUUCUGGUCACAGCUGUCAUCAUGAGCUUGAAACUGCAAGAAUCGAUGGUUUGCUGGGAAAUAUAGAUGCAAACUCUGGUGACCCUCAGAUUGGAUGGGAUACAGAUCAGUUCCUGAUGGAUGUUGCAGAGGCAACUAUGGUUAUGCUUAGUGUGAUAAGAAAUGGAGGACUAGCGCCAGGAGGAUUCAAUUUUGAUGCUAAAUUGCGAAGAGAGAGUACUGAUGUUGAGGACCUAUUCAUUGCUCAUAUUGCUGGAAUGGAUACUCUGGCUCGUGGACUAAGAAAUGCUGCCAAGCUGAUUAAGGAGGGUGCUUUGGCUGAACUCGUUCGCGGGAGGUAUGAGAGUUUUGACACAGAAAUUGGAGCGCAAAUAGAGGCUGGUGAGGCUAAUUUUGAACUCCUUGAGAAGAAAGCCAUUGAAUGGGGAGAACCCAAUGUUCCUUCUGCUAAGCAGGAACUUGCAGAGAUGAUUUUCCAGGCUUCACUAUAGUCACAUCAAGCUAAUUAGUAGAGCUCUUCCCCCAUUCCCCCACCAUCCCUGUCCAUAAUUUUUAGUUGUCAUUUUAGAAUUUUUUUUUAAUUUAAUAAAACAAAUAUUAUUUUUGCUAAAUGCAAAAAUGGGUUAAAAAAAUUAUCAUUUGAUGUAUAUGCAAAAUUGCCUUUUUUUUUAAAGCAACC